UCCACUAGUCUUCUGGCAUUUUAUCUAUAUAAGCAACCACCACACAUCCUUGAGGACAUCAUCCACUUCUCUCAUUGUGGGAGAACCAUAGUAGACCAUUGUGCGUUUUAGUUGAGAGAUGGUGAUGAGCUAUAUACCAUCUUUUCUUCUAGCACUGCUGCUAGCAAGUUCUGGUCAUGGCAGCUGCUUUCACUUCACCUCCCUUGCAGAAGCAUGCAGUCCUAGUGGCCAACUUGUAGGCAAGUCUGGCAACUGCAACACCGAGAACGACUCCGAGUGUUGUGAGGAUGGAAAGAUGUACGAUCAGUACCUUUGCUCGCCGCCGGUGACCGGAGCCACCAGUGCAAGGAUGACCAUCAACAGCUUCGAAGAAGGUGGGGACGGUGGUGGACCUUCGGAGUGCGACGGUCAAUCCCACAGCGACAAUGAGAGGGUUGUGGCCCUCUCAACUGGAUGGUACAAUCAGGGUAGCCGAUGCGGCAACAACAUCAGGAUCAACGCAAAUGGUAACUCUGUUCUGGCUAAAGUUGUUGAUGAGUGUGAUUCUGUACAUGGUUGCGACGACGAGCACGCUUUCCAGCCACCAUGUCAUAACAAUAUAGUGGAUGCAUCAAGGGCAGUGUGGACGGAUCUCGGGAUCCCUGAUUCGCAGAUUGGGGACUAUCAGAUUACUUGGUCCGAUGCAUGAUGAGAGAUGAUCUCGUAUUAGAAGCCCAUGUUAUGCAACUAUAAUAAAUUCCAAAGUCGCUGUCUAGCUUUGUUUGCCCUAUGUUAAAUAAAUCAAUAUCAAUAUGAA
Messenger RNA from Phoenix dactylifera (date palm), 796 nucleotides. RefSeq names its product kiwellin-1-like. The record is from RefSeq and is a predicted model, not a curated record. Lineage: Eukaryota; Viridiplantae; Streptophyta; Magnoliopsida; Arecales; Arecaceae.